This is a messenger RNA of Engraulis encrasicolus (European anchovy), 597 nucleotides long. RefSeq names its product cytolytic toxin-beta-like. Gene Ontology annotation, molecular function: protein binding. The record is from RefSeq and is a predicted model, not a curated record. The coding region runs from base 1 to 597 and encodes 198 amino acids. Lineage: Eukaryota; Metazoa; Chordata; Actinopteri; Clupeiformes; Engraulidae. The transcript has 2 exons.
AUGAUUGGCAGAGUGCGGAGUGAUCAGUAUACAUGGCAGCGGCUGCAGAAGGCGAAGGAGAAGCUGACACAGCCAGAUUCCUAUCACUUCACUCUGGAUCUAAACACAGCAAGCACAGACCUCCAUCUGUCUGAGGGGAACAGGAGGGCAGAGAGGAGCAAUGAGGUCCAGCCAUAUCCUGACCAUCCAGACAGAUUUGAUUAUUGGAAUCAGGUGCUGUGUAGAGAGGGUGUGUCUGCACGCUGCUACUGGGAGGUUGAAUGGAGUGGAGGCGUUAGUAUAGCAGUGUCAUAUAAAAGCAUCAGCAGGAAAGGAGAUGGUCAUGAGUGUGUGUUUGGAGGUAAUGAUCAGUCCUGGAGUCUGGACCUCACCAGCUCCAGCUCCUCUUUCUGGCACAAUGAUGAAAAGACUGAACUCCCUCUAGUGGCCAGCUCCAGAAUAGGAGUGUAUGUGGAUCACAGGGCAGGAACUCUGGCCUUCUACAGCAUUUCUGACACAAUGACCCUCCUGCACAGAGUUCACACCACAUUCACACACACUCUCUAUCCUGGGUUUUGGUUUGGGUUAGAUGAUGAAUCAUCAGUGCAGCUGUUGUAA